AUGGCACGCAGCUAUCGCCUCGGCGACACCUGGUUCGUCGUGUCCUGCAACUGGUGGCAGCGCGUGGUGGAGCGCGGCGACUCGCGCAGUGACGACCGCAUCCGCAACGCCGACAUCGUGGACACGAAGCGCAGUUGCCGCUGCUGCAGUCGCUCCAUCCUGACGCCCGGACUGCUUGAAGACGUGGACUACCGACUGGUGAGCGAGCGCAUGUGGAGCGCGUUGUCCAUGGAGUUCGGCUACGACUGGGCCGUCCGUCGGGAGGUGGUGAACAUGGGUCGACGUCUGGCGGUGGACGUGUAUCCCGCCGGGCUGGAGGAGCGAGCGACUGGCCACGGCCACAUCCCGACGUCUGCGUCGGUUGACGCAUCGGCUGCAACGCCGCCGUCGUCCCCUGAGAAGGAGGAGAAGGACUUGUCGCCCGAAGCUCUGGAACACAAGUGGUACGAAGCCACGAUCGUGGGCAUCACCGAGGGCCAAGCCAAGGUGCACUACCGCGGCUGGAGCACCAAAUGGGACGAGUGGCUGGCCCGCACGUCGCCCAGACUCAUGCCACUGCACUCGAAGGUGCGCGAUUGGCGGCGCUUCCGCGUGAACGACGAGGUGCAGGUGGGUGAUGAGCGGCCGGGCAAGAAGCGCAUGCUCUGGCGCGACGCCCGGGUGCUGGCCACGGCCAAGUCGCUCAUGGUGCAGCUCCAGAUCGACAACGACGUGCGCUGGAUGGACGCGCAGGACGAGCGCCUCUGUCCUCCUGGGACCCAUCGAGCGGCCAACGCCGGCGUCACGUACCAAGACGCUGCGGCACUGUCGUCCCCAACAAGCGUCACUACAGUCGGCAGCAGCAGCGGCGGCGGCACCCCCACCAACCAACGCACACUGGCGAUGGCAUCGCUCGAGGCCGACGCGGAGGACGACAGAGGCGACGCGGGCGCGUCCUGGACGCUGCCGGACUGGGAGGAGUACAGCGACCGCGCCACCAGCAGCUUCGCCGGCGACUGGAGCGACGUGGAGGCCGACGUGAGCUUGGACACGGCCAGCAGCGUGGCCAGCACGGAGCACCAGCGCGUAUACCGCAUACAGCGCGCCAGAGGCGAGCUGAAGGACAUCCACUCGCUGUAUACACGGCGCCGGUUGGAGGAGAGCUCCCAGGGCGUCACUAGCGUCCGCGGCAGCGCCAAUUGGCUGCGACCGACGCCCUGUGCGUCUCCUCGAGCGCCGGAGGAGAAGCCGCUGACCCCAGUGACACAACAGAGAGAGAAGCAGGUGGAGAGGGAGCUCCUGGCCCAGCAGAGCGAGAUCAGCGCGGAGCUGCAGGCGGUGAGGCGGCAGCUGAGCGAGUUCCAGGACAAGUGGAAGAAGACGGUGGAGAGCAGAGCCGAUGACGAGAGCUCGGGGGCUCCGACGGUGGCGAGCUCGUGGUCGUCUCCACUUCCUAGGGAUAGAGGGAGGCAAAUGGUGGGGGAGACGGUGGCAGUUCAGACGGGGAGGGAUGAGAGGGAAGACGCAGUGAAGCAGUGGAUACUGCUGAUCACGCAGAAGCUCGAGACGCUGACGAGGAAAUACUCGCACGAGCCGACGAUUAGCUUUCAGGCGGCGAUGGCACACCUUGCUGGGCUUCAGAGCUCUGGCAAUGACGCAAAUGGCGUGUCAAAGGAGUCUGCGUCGAUUAAUGAAGCGGGUGUGCCCCUGGAGAUCGCUGAGCAGUUUCUGGCGCUGGAACAUGCUAUUGCGAGUAUGAGUGCUGCGGUUGAGGAGCAUGAGCGGCGUCAGAUGACCAACCUUGAUCGAGCUGUGCAGCAGGUGCAGGGAUAUCAUCACGAGCGCAUGCAGCGGGUGGUGGACGAGUCUCUUGUGGAGUUGAAGCUCAUUAGAGGAAGGUACAAGAAAAAGGAGGCACAGCUGGAGGACGAGCUACGCGCUGCGAAUAAAGAGAUCGAGCAGUGGAAGCAUACAGCAGCAGAGGCUGAACACCGGAAGAAACUGGACCGAGAAACUUUGGAAUUCCAGCUUUCAUCCGCGAAGGAACAGCACAGGGAUACCCAUGAGGUCAUUGCGCAAGCAAAGGAGGGAGCUAUCGCACUUGAGAGGCAAUGCCAGGCACUAAAGAAGCAACAGGAGCGUACGAAGGAACUGCACGACAGAGAGGUGCGAGUACUGCAAGACACAAUCCGACAGCUGCGUGAGGGAAGUGACGAAAUGGAAAUGCAGCACGCCAAGGAGAAGCAAGGACUAGCGGAUGCACUCAAAAAGCUGGAAUCAUUGCAGCAGACAGACAGAGAAGAGUUUGAAGCGCGAAUACGUGAUGAGGCCACACAGCGAGUGCUAGAGGAGCUUCUUCCUGAAAAGCUAGCAGAUUUGAAGAAGGACCAUGAAGAAGCUAUCAGCGCGAUGAAGGCCGAGCACAAGCGUCAGCUAGCACAAUUAGCUGAACAACUUGACGGGACAAAACACAUGACGCCACCGAGCGCGCCGCUCAUCAACGAGACGACACUGGUGACUGAUGAAGCAACGUUGGGCGCGCACGAGAUGUGGGAUUCCGCGUCGUUCACGUCCAUCGAUACGGUAGACGACCUGUCUUCGUUUGCUUCCCAGCGGACGACACCGCGCCAAAAGAUGCGAUCGACGCAGGAAAUUCUCACCCUGAGCGACGUGAGCCCGAUCCAGAAGUGA
Molecule: messenger RNA, 2670 nt
Organism: Phytophthora sojae
Lineage: Eukaryota; Oomycota; Peronosporomycetes; Peronosporales; Peronosporaceae
Exons: 7
Coding region: 1-2670 (889 amino acids)
Molecular function (GO): cysteine-type deubiquitinase activity
Source: RefSeq, a predicted model, not a curated record